Messenger RNA from Puccinia triticina, 1686 nucleotides. RefSeq lists its product as uncharacterized. The transcript has 8 exons. NCBI's taxonomy places the organism in Eukaryota, Fungi, Basidiomycota, Pucciniomycetes, Pucciniales, Pucciniaceae. The coding region runs from base 1 to 1686 and encodes 561 amino acids. The record is from RefSeq and is a predicted model, not a curated record.
AUGCCCGACUUCUUCAGCCCAGCCGCCAGCUUCCUCAUCCCCAGCUCGCCCCUCCCCCCCGCAUCCUCCGCCUACGCCCUCUCGCUCACCAGGAACACCGGCACACCCACCAGCGACCUCCGCGCAACCAGCCCCGCCAACUGUCCGUCCGCCGCCCAGCCCGCCGCAUGCUUCUGGGCCAUCCUCGACCACCAGCCCAGCCUGCUCUUCCUCGACCCCGCCCGCUUCCCCCAGCCCGCCCACCCGCCCCUCCGCCUCGACCAGCUCCUCCCCCCCGCCGACCUCGCCCAGCUCAAAGCCCGCCUGCCUUCCCUCCUCCACCCCCCUCAGCCGCCCCCGCCGCCCGCCCUCGCCCAGCCCGCCCCGGAUAACGCCCUGCUCGUCGGCCAGCCCCACAGCUCGCCCUGCCCGCCCUUCCGCACCACUCCCUGCGGGCUCGACCAGGCGACGGAGUCCGACUAUCUGAGCAGCCCGGAGGAGAGCUAUCUGCUCCAGCGCGCCCUCGAGCCCCCUCCCCCCCCUGCCUUCUUCCCCUCCGACGACCCCCACGCCCACUCCUUCCUCAUCUUCGACGCCAGAAACGCUGCCGUCCUCUUCGCCCACCGCUACGCCUCCAACGCCCACAUCGAGCCCUCCGUCUGUCCCGAAGACUAUGCCUACUUUGCUAUGCAAUCCAAAGCUGCCAUCGACUCGUCCAGCAACUCCACAGAACACUCAACCUGCGCCCGCGAACUGACUGCCCAGCAUCGUCUUGUCAAGGAUGGAAUGGCGAUCAACAUCGUGCAGUCGUUUGUGAUCGAGUACGGCAGCGUGACCUUUGCCUCCUUCAAGACCGUCCCCUCCUCGCGCCCGUCGACGAUGUCCAGCAGCCAACAGCAGCCCCCGCCAAGCGGGAAGCCCUCGCCCCUGGAGCUCGUCCACGACGCCCACCCGGCCCUGCCCCUCGACCUCUACUCGCCCACCUCGUCCUCCCAGCUGGCCCACAAGCGGCCCCGGACGGACUCGUGCUCGGAGGCGCUCACGCCCCAGAGCGCCUGCAGCACCCACUCCCAGGCGUUCAGCUACACGCCCCAGGGGCACCUCCUCGACCCCGCCCCGCGCUCCGCCGGGCUCGCCUCCGGGUACGACGGCUUCGCCCUCCACGGCCUCGCCCACAUGGCCGCUAGCUCCAACGCCUUCGAAGAGUUCGCCGACACCCCCGCGGCCGCCGAGGCCCCCGGCCACCCCGAGUUCGGCCCCUUCGCCUUCGCCAAGGACGCCCAUGACGGCCCCGGCGCCGCCUCGACCGGCCGGCCCCGGCACCCCGACGACCCCGCAACAGACAUCCUCGCCCGCCACCAAGCUCAGGUCCCCCGCGUCUGCCGGCCCCCCCGCCGUCGCUCCCGGACGCGCGUGCACGUCGUGCGGCGCACGCAACUCGCCCGAGUGGAGGAAAGGGCCCAAUGGGGACUGCGGUUCUCCCGCGCCCAGGCGCGCAAGGCGAAGCCCGCUAAGGGCCCCCCGGCUAAGAAACCCCCGCCUCCCCAGGCCCACUCCUCCCCCUACCACCAGCAGGGGCAGGCGCAGGGCCGGCCCGCGUCCGGCCCGCCCGAGCCUGCGCUCUUGCAUGGCAACAGUACCGCCAGAGUCGCCACUGGCGACGCGCGGCCAGGAGAGCGCCUGCUCGUCGACGGCCGCGCCCGGUAG